This is a messenger RNA of Talaromyces stipitatus ATCC 10500, 4728 nucleotides long. RefSeq lists its product as uncharacterized. Lineage: Eukaryota; Fungi; Ascomycota; Eurotiomycetes; Eurotiales; Trichocomaceae. Gene Ontology annotation, molecular function: transcription coregulator activity. The transcript has 4 exons. Bases 1 to 4308 code for a protein of 1435 amino acids. Gene Ontology annotation, cellular component: mediator complex. Gene Ontology annotation, biological process: regulation of transcription by RNA polymerase II. The record is from RefSeq and is a predicted model, not a curated record.
AUGAAUCCAGUCAACUUUUCCAACGUGGGCACUGGAGCCAUGCUCACCGGUGCCAACCCUCAAGGCCCUAUGCAGCAACCUCAAAAUGCCCAGGUUCAACGCCAUAUCGCUGUAGCCCUACAAAAUCAAGGUCCUUUUACCGGUUGGCGCGCGGAAGUUUCCAUCCCAGAUCGCGCCGGCAAAGUCCUGCAGAUGAUUACCUCCCUUCGACUUAUACAACCUCGAAUCGAAAUUCAAAACGCUCUCCAGGCUGCUCUAUCGUUCGAGGAAAAGGCUUUUCGUGAAGCUAAUCAGAGGGACGAUUACGAGAAAGAGUGUGCUACUAAACUCCACGCCAUUAAAGAAACGAGAUUGCGACAACAAGCCGUGUACAACCAAGGCGGGUUAAUGCAGCACGGAGGUGCCAAUGGGGGGUUGCCGGGUGUAGUUCGUCCCAACCAGAUGCCCCCGCAAUUCACACCUCAGAUGAACCGACCGAUGCAAACGUCACCUAUGCCUGGACAGAUUCCCAUGCACAUGGGAAUGAAUGAUCCCAACAUGAUUCAACAACAGCAACAGAAUUUUGCGCAGAAUCAAAUAGGACAACAACGGCCCCCUUCAGGGAUGCCUAUGGUCGACGAACUGAGUAUGCUCAGCCAACCCGAUUUCAAGUCACUUAUUAAGAUUGCACGCGAAAUGAUGGGGAGGUUACCCCCGGAAGAAUUAGAGAAGCGAAGAAAUGCGGCAGCGGCAAAGAUGACUCCAGAGCAAAAACAAAUUAUAUCACAGAAAUAUGGGGAUCCUUUGACUUGGGUGAUGAGCCUUCAAAUCCUUAAGAGUAUGAAAGCUCGGCGUGCCCAACCACACAAUCCUCGUGCACAAGGCCUAGACCCUAACGCGUCCAUGGUCGGAGGAGACAGCAUGAUGAACGCCGCUCAACGCCAGAUGACACCAAAUAUGAUGGGUUUGCAGCGGAACUCCGCGUUGCCGAUGAAUAAUCAGCAAGGCCUGGACCCUGCAUUCAUUGGAAGUAUCGAGAACAUUCAAGUGCAGCAAGCGGAUGGGCUUCGCUCUCAGGAAGCUGGUCAGCUGGUCGUCCCUGCGAGUAGUGCACCGAUGUCUAGCCAGCAAACCUUUGCAGACCCUAAUGGCUUAUUUCAAGCUGGAGUGCCGCAGCAAAACACACAGCCAAACCUGAAUCGGCCCAUCAACCCGCAACAGUUCUUAUCGCAACAACAACAGCAACAACUGCAAAACACGCAAAAUGUCCAACAGAUCGGCAUGCAACAGACAUCACAGUUCCAGGCUCAAGCUCGAGCCCAGGCCGCGCAUAAUGCAAAAAUGGCCCAAGCUGCCGGGCAGAGUACUAAUCAAGUAAACCAGAAUAUGCCCCAUCAGAGCCCCGCGAUGCCGAUGCUUAAUCGUCCAGUUGGUCCUAACAUGUCACCAGCGCAAGCAGUAGGACAAAUACGACCACCAUCGCGACAACCUGGUGUGAAUGGACAGCAACAUGGCAACCAACAACAGGGAAUGCGACCGCAAAUUCCUAACAUGCCCAAUAUGACUCCGGAACAAGUGAAUAACUAUCUGAUGCAACAACGCCUUGCUCUAGCGAACAGCCAAGCGGCAAGAGCAGGAAAUGGUCAACCGAUGUCCAUGCAAACAAAUAUAUCACAGGUUUCUCAAGCUGGACAGUUCAAUGGCCUCAACGUUGGCACAUCUAUGCCUAUGCAGCAGUCCCUUACUGGACUGACGGGGUCGAAUAAUGCAAUGAUUCAAGGACAGCAACCUUCGCAGCCACAACAGAAUCAGCAGGCCCUCUUAAGACAACAUCAAGCAGCCUUGAUGCGUUCCCAGGGCCAGAAUAUUGAGAUGACUGCUGAGCAGAUCCGAGAUAUGGAUCGCAUGGCUUUCCCCCCAUCUAUGAUCAACUCUAAUGCAAAUAUGAACCCUCCAAUACCAAAGGCAGUGAAGACCUGGGGUCAGUUAAAGACGUACGUUACACAGAAUCCUGGUAGCGUAGAUCCGGGCAAGUUACUGGAUCUUCAGCGUCUGCAUUUUGUGCAUACUCUGUCACAACAACGUGAAGCUGGGAGAAACAAUGAACAAGCCGGACAGCAAAAUUGGCCUGGAAAUGCUCAACCAUUUAUGCCUGGUCAAAACGUGACGGGACGGCCACAACCCACACUACCUACUGUAACCCCCGAAGAACUCGUAAUGGCGCGGCAGAAACUCGGCCCACAAUUCCAGAAUAUCUCGGACGACCAACUCAGGGCUUUCCUUGCGAGAAACAAGCAGAAGAUGUUUUUGCAGCAGCUUGCCGCCCGGGGCUUCCCUGUGCAGCAGCCCAAACAAGCCCCAAAUCAAGCCCAGCCACCUCAAACGAUACCAAUGCCAGCUCAAGUCCCCAACAAGCAGAUGGUACCUCCCACGACACAGGCAGCUCAACCAGCGCAGACCCCGCAAAUGGCCAACGCCAAAGUCCAGCCAACACCGACAGGUGCUAAGGUAGCGAAAGGUGGAGCAGCUGGCAAGACGGCCUCCAAGAAGCGACCUCACAGUGAUGAUGUUAUCGAGAUUCAAAACCCCAAGGCUCAACCACCACAAGUGUCUCCUCAAGCAGUUGCCGCAUCUGUACUUGCACGUCCACCCGCUAAUGUCGCCAGGGAGCAGCUUGCUGGUUCAUCUCAGCGACCCCAACCCGAACCUCAACCGCAACAACGACAGACCCGGCUUCAAAUAUCUAGAACUGCUGCAGAAGAGAACUGGAACAAUGCUCUUCCUGAUCAACAGAAAAUUUGGUACCACGAUAUGUCCAAAUCUAUUAUUUCUAACGCAGCACCUAAGGAUAUCUCAGCGGAAGAUAAGCGAGUCAUGGCUAAGCAGCUACAAGAUUCUACCGACAUGCUAUCAAGGUUGGAUACACUCGUUCAGUGGUUUAUCAAGCUCAGCAAUUAUGAGAGAAACAUUAAGCACCUUUUUUCUAUGCGGAUCCACCUCUUGAGACAAUUCAAAUCAACGGAAUGGACAGUCAAUGAUGAGUUUACUAUUGCUCCAGAGUACCUUAAACAAUGUCUUGGAAUGAUCAGGAGCAUGUUCACCUCAAUGAUAACUAGAGUCCAAAGUCAACAAUUACAGCAAAAACAAAGAGCCCCGAUGCCGCCUGUUGGUGGUCAACCUCCUUUGAACGCAUCCAACCUUCAGCAGCUGGAAGAAGAGGCGAAACGAGCUCGACGGACGCAGAAUCAAAACGUUCCUGCAGCACCCACAGCUCUGCAGCCGCCGUUCCCAUUGGGGGACCCGUCUCCUCAAGGAGUUCCGCAAGCUUACGGGCCAGGUGGAUUCUCUCCGGACAAGUUGAAAAUACCUCCUACAAAACGCAGGAAGCAAAGUCACGCAUCAGUUUCGGUACCACAAGGUGGUGCUGCCGCGAAGGCUGCGGCCAAAGGAGACGUUGCGAAGGCCUCGUUCAAGUGUACUGUUGCUGAUUGUGAAUAUCAUGUCAAGGGGUUUCCGACGCAAGCUGCUCUGAAUAAACAUGUGGAAGAUGAGCACAAGGUCAAGGAGGAGAUUACUGAUCCAUUGAAGUACAUGGUGGACAGCUUGGAUACCGGGCUUGGCGCGCCAGAGUCCGUCGUAGGAUACCUGCAGGGUGAGAAUGACAAGAAGCUGGUGUCUGGCGAAGCCUCACUCGUGAAACAAGAGGUCAAAGCUGAAGGUGUCACCCCUGCUACCGGCGCCACACCAAUGAGCCGGUUAAUGAGUCAGACGGAUGGUAAGAUUAUAUCACCAGCAUCUACCAGUAUGACAACGCCACGUCUGCAAGCGGCGAAGGCGACUAAACCGGCAGCUGCCAAACAAGUCAAAUCUGGUGCCAAGACAGACGCGGCGAAGGCAGUUCUUGAACGGGCACCUGUUUCAGAUAAUGCAGCUGUUAAAGACGGAUGGGCCGACAGCAAGGUGUCUCUUGAUGUUAUUCAAGAGACAUUCGACAUACCGAUGACAGAUAGUUACCCUGGCAUGGGAGGGGAAUUUUUCGAAAUGUUCCUCAACUCAGAUAUGUUUUCCAACCAGAAUGAAGAUACACCAGAUUCAGUUGAUAGCAACACAUUUGUCACCCAGACACCAAAUGACGGUGAUAUGGCGAAAGACGACUCGGCAAUCCAGAUUCAAGAUGUUGAGGAUGAUGGCUCUUGGCCCUCUAACUGGUUCUCUCACCCUGGACCGAUUUUCUCUGGAAAUGACGAUCCAUGGAUGGACUGGGAAACUGUCAACAAAGAGCUUGAAGCUGCGCCUCUGAACAAGGGCCUUUCGUUCUCAGUAUCAUGAUCCCCCACUAACCUUUGCGUGUUGGAGGGCAAAAUAUGUUGCCAGGCGCAUGGUUGUCUAUGAUUUGAUGGAUUUAUGCUCUUGUCAACUCAGCCUUCAUUCAUGUAAUGUUUCUCUUCCACCUUGUAUUGAUCUUUCUUUACUACAAUCAGGUUCAGGCGUCGCGAGAGAGAUAAAAGUUGAGGUUUCCCAGUUCCGGAGGUGUUGCGUGGGUAUGGAGUCUAAGUGGUUAUACUGCUUUAUUGUCAUUAUCUUACUUCUUUUUUAUCUUGUUUUGAGCAUGUAUCAUGAGUUCUGAGGCGACCAAGGAUCGAUUCGUGGGAUACCAUUUGCGUUAAUAUGGAUGGCGAACUGUUGGGUAAUUUGCUGUUCCCUUUAUACCUUUACAGUGGUGAUAAUAAUAGAUGAUUGUCUAUGUCC